Puma concolor (puma) is the source of this 1626-nucleotide messenger RNA. NCBI's taxonomy places the organism in Eukaryota, Metazoa, Chordata, Mammalia, Carnivora, Felidae. The record is from RefSeq and is a predicted model, not a curated record.
AUGGCCUCCAGGCAGGCUGCCGGCAGGAGCCCGGGGGAGAAGCGCAAGAGGGUGGUGCUGACCCUGAAGGAGAAGAUCGACAUCUGCACGCGCCUGGAGAAGGGGGAGAGCAGGAAGGUCCUGAUGCAGGAGUACAACGUGGGCAUGUCCACCCUGUACGACAUCAAGGCCCACAAGGCGCAGCUGCUUCGGUUCUUUGCCAACUCGGAUUCCAACAAGGCCCUGGAGCAGCGGCGCACCCUGCACACGCCCAAGCUGGAGCACCUGGACCGCAUCCUGUACGAGUGGUUCCUGGGGAAGCGCGCCGAGGGCGUGCCCGUGUCGGGCCCCAUGCUCAUCGAGAAGGCCAAGGACUUCUACGAGCAGAUGCGCCUGACGGAGCCCUGCGUGUUCUCUGGCGGGUGGCUGUGGCGUUUCAAGGCCAGGCACGGCAUUAAGAAGCUGGACGCGUCCGGCGAAAAGCAAGCGGCCGACCACCGGGCGGCAGAGCAGUUCUGUGCCUUUUUCCGGAGCCUGACCGCCGAGCACGGCCUGUCCCCGGAGCAGGUAUACAACGCUGACGAGACCGGCCUUCUCUGGCGGUGCCUGCCGACUGCCAGCCCGGAAGGCGGGACGGCGCCCGGCGUCAAGCAGAACAAGGACAGGCUGACCGUCCUCAUGUGCGCCAACGCCACCGGCUCGCACAAGAUCAAACCCCUGGUGAUCGGGAAGCGCGGCGGCCCCAGGGCCUUCCGGGGCAUCCAGCACCUGCCGGUGGCGUACAAGGCCCAGGGCAACGCCUGGGUGGACAAGGAGAUCUUUUCCGACUGGUUCCAUCACAUCUUUGUUCCCUCGGUGAGGGAGCACUUCCGAGCGGUGGGCCUGCCCGAGGACGGCAAGGCCAUCCUCCUGCUGGACGGCACCCGGGCGCGCCCGCGGGAGUCCCAGCUGGUUUCCGACAACGUCCUCACCGUCUUCCUGCCCGCGGGCGCCACCUCCUCCAUCCAGCCCAUGGACCAGGGCAUUCGGAGAGAUUUCCUGAGGAAUUUCAUCAACCCCCCCGCCACGCUGCAGGGCCGUCACCCCCGUUACAGCAUGAACGAUGCCAUCGUCAGCGUGGCCUGCGCCUGGAGCGCGGUCCCCCGCCACGUCUUCAGCCGGGCCUGGAGGAAGCUGUGGCCCGCGGUCACGUUCGCCGAAGGCUCGUCUUCCGAGGAGGAGCCGGAGCGUCUCCAAACGAGGCCUCACGACCAAACUUUCGCGCACAUCCUGGAGCUCGGGAGAGAGGCCCCGGCGCGCCCCGGCAGCCGGCUUCACCGGGGCGCGGCCGCCGAGGGAGACGGGCUGGGAUGCGAGGCCGGGGAGGGCCUGGCCCCGUCCGCGGGGGGCCCAGAGCAGGUGGAGAAGGAUGGCGACGAGGUGGCCUGGGAGCAGGCGGCCUCGGCCUUUGACUCUGUCGUCCGCUUCGCCGAGGGACAGCCCUGCUUCACGGCGCAGGAGGUGGGGCAGCUGCGCGCGCUGCGCUCGGUGUUCGCGAGGCAGCGGCAGGCGAAGGGGCGGCGCGUGGCCCUCAGGGCCGCGGUCAAGCUCGAGGCCCCCCAGGAGCUCUCCCCUCUGCCCUGCUCGUCCGCGGCGGCCGAGGACUGA